AUGACGAUAAAAAGUGCUGCUGAAUCUCCUUACAAAUCGAAAGUCACUGGAAUUGGUCCAUUGGAUUCGGGUAAAUGGAUCCAAUUGCGCAAAUUGGAAUAUGUUGAUCCUAAAGGGGCUGAAAGAACUUGGGAAAUGGCUAUUCGUACUACAAGAGGAGAACCUCAGUUAGAACCGGGAAAUGAAGCAGAAGAAGUUGUUGAUGGGGUUGCAAUUGUUACCAUUCUUAAAGCUCCCGGACAACCGGAUCAAUUGGUUUUAACCAAACAAUUCCGUCCCCCAGUGGGUAAAGUUGUAAUUGAACUUCCUGCUGGACUUUUAGAUCCUGGUGAAACAGUGGCCACCACUGCUGUAAGAGAACUCAAAGAGGAAACUGGGUAUGUAGGAACAUUUAUAAGACAACUGAGAGUUAUGUACAGUGAUCCUGGAUUGACUAAUGCUAAUAUGAGAUUAGCCUUUGUUCAUGUUGAUUUGACUGAUCCAGCCAAUAAGAAUCCUUCAGCCGACUUACAAGAAGGUGAAUUCAUUGAAACCUUCUGCGUAUCUAUUCCUACCAUAUUGCAAGAGUUAGAUCUGAUAAUGGAUAAAGAAGGCUGUACAAUUGAUGCCAGAUUACACCAUUUUGCCAUGGGGUUGCUGAUGAGCUAA
Messenger RNA from Lizanozyma spartinae, 648 nucleotides. It is a transcript of the gene YSA1, whose product is annotated as ADP-ribose diphosphatase. The transcript has a single exon. Gene Ontology annotation, biological process: nucleoside phosphate metabolic process; ribose phosphate metabolic process. Bases 1 to 648 code for a protein of 215 amino acids. NCBI's taxonomy places the organism in Eukaryota, Fungi, Ascomycota, Pichiomycetes, Serinales, Debaryomycetaceae. Gene Ontology annotation, cellular component: nucleus. Gene Ontology annotation, molecular function: ADP-ribose diphosphatase activity. The record is from RefSeq and is a predicted model, not a curated record.